UCCACCCAAGGUUUCCCACCAUCUGAUCUCGCGUCAGGAACUCCGUCCGUCGGAGCUUUUGCGGUGUAAUGGACACGCAAGGCUUGUCCGCGAUCUGCGCCGGCCUCGGCGUCGUCGAAGAGGACGACGACGGCAAUCGCGUCGGUUAUUCAAAGGGCUCGCACUGCCUAGAUAAUUUAAAGGAUCUGCUGAGAUUUCUCAGGCGCGAUGACCCACAGACGAGAGAGGUUUUCAAGCAAGUCUGCAAAUGGAACUGCGUGUCCAAAGACUUGAUACCCAUUUUAGAGCAUUGCCAAGACGAUCGCAGCUUGGUUUUGAACACUGUGAAGGUCUUGGUGUUUCUCACAAUGCCCAUUGAGCCCACGUCCUCUGAUAUUGCGCUACAGAUCGAGUAUUUAUGGGAUCUUAAAUCUGCAAUUUCUAUGAGCGAUACAGUUGCAGUUAUUAUUUCGCUGCUUGAGAGCCCGCUGGAAAACUUGGAAAGUGAAGUAUUCACAGAGGAUGACUGGAAGUUAGUGCAGCUCGUUCUUACUUUAUUUCGAAACCUACUGGCCAUCCAGGACAUUUCAGCACUUCAGAAGGCUGCUGGAUUUGCCACUCAAAUAUUGUCACUUCGAGACAGAUUUUUGGAGCUUCUGUUCCGUGAAAAUGUGAUGGAUCUAUUUUUACUCGUAGCUCAGCAUGUUGGUGGUUCUUCCAACUACCUUCAUCAAGAUAAUUGGCUUUUGCUGGAAAUCUUUUACUAUAUAUUUAAAGGCCAAGAUCCUGAGUUGGUCGCAAAAGCACAUCUGAAUAGUCUCAAGGAUGCGGAAGCCAAAACUUCCUUGAGUGGCCUCAAAUCGAUUAUUGAAGAGGAGAAGGACAAAAGGAGGCUUUCCAGGAUACAAUAUGGCGGCCGCUAUUCACAUUUUUCUGGGACAUUUGAGCGAUUUACCAUGGAUGGUUCCAAAGCAGUUCUUAAAGGGCCUAAUUCUGCUUCACUUGAUGUAUACUCUAAAUCUGAUAAGUUCUGUCGGGGUCCAAUGAAAAAGAUCGUAUGGGACCAGGGGAGAAUACCGACAACAACUGAUAACAUUUUAAAGUUGCUUCAUGGUUUCUUGAAUCAGUUUCUAUCUGGGGCUUACAAUGUUUUGAUGCAGUCAGUUCGUGAGGAUAUUGAGAGGGAACAACUUAAUAUUCAGAGAAAUGAUGUAGUGUACUUCUUUGAGGCUGCAAAAUUUGUCACUUCUUUUCAAUAUCACAAAUUUUUGGCAUCCAAGCCUGAUGCAGAGAUGGGCAGUUCCCUAUCUAGUUGUAUCAAUGAAGACAGCAGCCUAUUUAGUGGUGAUAUAUGUGGGCCAAUUGCUGCAUCAAUGAAUGAAUCGAUGUUUCUGAUGGUUAUUUCAAAGUGGCGUGAUGCCUUUGAUGGAUUAAAGGAAUCAAAAGACUACAAGUUUUUAUCAGCAGCAGGAUCUCUUCUGAAAGCUAUGAUUUGGACACUAGAUUUGGUGCUUAAAUUAUUGCCAGAAAAUUCGAGGGAGCCUCAGACUGCUCGGGUUCUUCUUUACAAGUUAUUUUAUGAUCAGACUGAUCAAGGAAUGACUCAUUUCCUUCUCAAUCUUGUCAAAUCGUUCGAUGUUCACAAGCAACCUAGAAGUGAUCUUGCAGAUUUGGUAGAAGUGAUUCACACAAUCACGCAGUUGAUGGAGAGACUUCAAGAUCGCGGAACACUAAGGGUUACCAGAAAAUCCAGAAAGAGGAGAACGGGGAAAAGAGUUACUGACAAAGUAGAAGCAGAGAUGGACCCUUCGGCAGAUUGUCUUAUGGUUCAGAAUGAAAUUGCUAUAUCUAGUGGUGAAAAACUAGCUUCUGGAGACAAGUGUCACCAAGAUGGCCAAUUAGAUGCAGAUUCUAAUGGUGGGGAAACUGGUAUUUUUCUCGAUGCUGAUAUUUUAGAGAAACAUGGUGAAUCUACCAUGGAGCAACAGAAGACUGACAACAAUCUGCUAUGUUCAAGAAAAUCUGAUCCUCCUCACGAUCUUUGUUACAGUACUGGUGAUUCUUCUGGUGAUGAACAGAUUGUUCAAUAUGAUGAAGUUGAUUUUAAAGUGUCUACCGUAGUAUCAGCUUUUGCAAACAAUGACAUCAUUCAUAAUCUGUGUUGGUUAUUAAAGUUCUACAAGAGCAACUCUAUCAACACAAAUCACUAUAUACUAUCAAUUCUGAGUAGGAUUGCCGAUGAUCUCGAGCUUUCUCCAAUGCUAUAUCAGUUAUCACUCUUGACUAUAUUUCACGAAAUAUUGGUCGAGCAGAGGUCUUCUCCAAACAAGGAAUACACAGAAAUAGUGAACUUUUUGACCAACUUAGUCAGAAAAAUGCUACGGAAGAUGAAACAGCAACCCCUUCUUUUUGUGGAAGUGCUUUUCUGGAAGACCCGCAAAGAGUGUCAUCAUAUUAAUGCUGAAUAUUUAUUGCAUGAGGUCCGCAAGUUGAAGAAACAGAAUGGUUAUGGAGAAAUUGGUUCCAUGCAAACUACAGGAUGGGUUCGUCGGAGCAUAGCAGAUGCCUUGGGUGAAGAUGAAGCUGAUGUGGUGAUAAGUCACGACUUAGGGUACCAGAAAGACAAUGCAGACUCUGAUGAAUCACCAGAAAUCACCAGUUCACCCAUUGACGUUGAUGGGAAAGAGAAACUUGAAUGUGGAAAUUCCUUGGACCAUGACCGUGGCAAGGUUUCUAAAAGAAAGAGAAGACUCGUUCUUAGUCAUGAGCUAGACUCCAAAAUUAGAGAUCUCUAUGAAAGGUUCAAAGAUGAACAAAAAUGCAAUCAUCUGAUUGCGGAGGCUCUAGAUCCUGAUUGUAAAGUUUCACCUGCUCAAGUUGGUAACAAGCUUAAGCAACUAGGAUUGAGAACUGCCCGAAAGAACAGAAUGCCUCACAAUAAGGAAUCUACUUCAAGGCCCAGUCAGCCCGAGGAUGGGGAAGAUGCACAGGAAAGAGGGAGUUUGUCUCUCAAGUCACAGGAUUUGAUAGAUCAUUCAACGAGGCUACCUUUGCACGCAAGAAAAAGAGUACGUGCAUUAAGUGAAGAUCAGGAGGCAGCUAUUAGAGCUUUGUUCGAGAAGUUCAAGGAUCAUAAAAGGUGCAGCUAUAUGAUUGCGAACGCAUUGGAUGGUGAUAGAAUAUUCACACCUGCACAAAUUGCUCGUAAACUCAAACAACUCGGUUUACGUGUUCCCCGACAGAAAAAGGUUGAAGCCACCUUGCAUUUGAGAGAUGAGAAUCUUAGUGAUCAUUCUGCUGAUGAAACGCAGGAUUCGGACAAUGAGACAUUGCUAUCAUUGAGGCUGAGGGGAAGAAACAAGGAGAAUAAAAAACUCUUCAGCAGUAAAUUGCAGAGUGCAGAAAUUGAAGGAAGGUUGUCGGAAGAUGAUUCUGAUGACGAAACAUUGAGCUCUGUCAUGAAAAGUAGAAAACUCACCGCAUUGUCAAAGAUCAGGAGCUUUGAAAAUGAGAGCAUCAGAAUAACGUUGACAGAGGGGACAUUCUUGGACAGAGAGAGUGAUGGGGCAAUGGUUGAAAAUUCUGCAGAAGGGGAUGAACAAAACUGGCCCAUUAAUGUUAAAGCCAAGGGGGGUCAGAAUAGCGUUUUCUUGAACAUUUCAAACUCCAGGGGCACUUCUGAAGUUGAAAUAACUGGCAGCGUCAAUGACGAUCUUGGUUCACCCAUCAAACAAGCAAAUGAUGCACCGCCAGAGAAAAUGGAUACUGAGUUGGCAGAUUCAGGUGAUGACGUCCCCUCUACUGCUAUAGCCAAAAAGGCUAUUGGUGGGAGAAGAUUGAGGGUCGUGUUUGAUGAUGACGAGGAUUAGCAUAAUGGAAAUCAAGGUUUUGUUCCCUGGAACAUCGCAUUUUUCUGUAAAGGCUUUGAAUAAUUCUUCCAAUGGUUACGGUUGCCUUGCAAUGUACAUAAUAGUUGGGAUUUCUGUACACUUACAAUGCUACUUCACGUUUUCUGUUUAUCCAUCCUUCUCUUUUACCA
Messenger RNA from Syzygium oleosum, 4018 nucleotides. Its product is annotated as topoisomerase 1-associated factor 1. Gene Ontology annotation, biological process: DNA repair; replication fork arrest; DNA replication checkpoint signaling. Bases 69 to 3848 code for a protein of 1259 amino acids. The transcript has 20 exons. The record is from RefSeq and is a predicted model, not a curated record. NCBI's taxonomy places the organism in Eukaryota, Viridiplantae, Streptophyta, Magnoliopsida, Myrtales, Myrtaceae. Gene Ontology annotation, molecular function: DNA binding. Gene Ontology annotation, cellular component: replication fork protection complex.